Molecule: messenger RNA, 1894 nt
Organism: Oryza brachyantha (malo sina)
Lineage: Eukaryota; Viridiplantae; Streptophyta; Magnoliopsida; Poales; Poaceae
Product: vegetative cell wall protein gp1-like
Exons: 1
Coding region: 103-1581 (492 amino acids)
Source: RefSeq, a predicted model, not a curated record
GUUCAGUUCAGUUCUGUGCUUGUGUUACGCACAGCAAGAAAAGAGACAAGGAAAAAGAUAAGCGAGUGAGCAGCUAGCUAGCUGGUGAUCAGCAAGCCAGCCAUGGCGAGGCGGCCGUCUCCUUGCCUCGCCGUCGCCGUGCUCCUGCUUGGGGCGGUGGCGUUGGCGAGUGCCUCCGUCGAUGAGACGGCGGCGGCGGCGGCUGGCCGGGGGCUUGGCCAUGGCGCCCGCUUCGUGAGGAAGCUGGGCCGUGCGGCAUACGAGAAGCCGCCGGUGCCGGAGCCCAAGCAUGUCCCGCAGCCGAAACCGACGCCGAAGCCUUACCCCAAGCUUGAACCUAAGCCGGAGCCAAAGCCGGAACCCAUUCCUAAACCAGAACCGCAGCCAGAACCGAAACCGGAGCCAGAGCCUAAACCAGAACCAAAACCAGAGCUGGUGCCACAACCAGAACCUAAACCAGAGCUAAAACCAGAGCCAAAGCCUGAGCCUGUUCCAGAACCUAGACCAGAGCCAAAACCAAAGCCCGUGCCACACCCAGAACCAAAGCCAGAGCCUGAACCAAAACCAUACCCAGAGCCAAAGCCUGAACCAAAACCGGAACCUUUUCCAGAACCUAAACCGGAGCCAAAACCAGAGCCCGUGCCACACCCGGAACCAAAGCCUGAGCCUGAGCCAAAACCAUACCCAGAACCAAAGCCUGAACCAAAACCGGAACCUGUUCCAGAACCUAAACCGGAGCCAAAACCAGAGCCCGUGCCACACCCAGAACCAAAGCCAGAGCUUGAGCCAAAACCAUACCCAGAGCCAAAGCUUGAACCAAAACCGGAACCUAUUCCAGAACCUAAACCGGAGCCAAAACCAGAGCCCGUGCCACACCCAGAACUAAAGCCAGAGCCUGAGCCAAAACCAUACCCAGAGCCAAAACCAUACCCAGAGCCAAAGCCUGAACCAAAACCGAAACUUGUUCCAGAACCUAAACCGGAGCCAAAACCAGAGCUCGUGCCACACCCAGAACCAAAGCUAGAGCCUGAGCCAAAGCCUGAACCAAAACCAGAGCCUGAGCCUGAGCCUGUGCCACACCCAGAACCAAAACCAGAGCCGAAGUCAGAGCCUAAGCCAUACCCAGAACCAAAACCUGAGCCUAAGUCGGAGCCCAUUCCACACCCAGAACCAAAACCUGAGCCUAAGCCAGAGCCGGUACCACACCCAGAACCAAAGCCUGAGCCUAAGCCCGAGCCCCUGCCUCACCCAGAACCAAAACCGAAGCCAGGGCCUGAGCCUAAACCAAAACCCAUACCUCACCACAAACCAAAACCAAAACCAAAGCCAAAGCCUAAGCCUGAGCCCAAACCCAAGCCCGAACCUAAGCCAGAGCCAAAGCCUGAACCAAAACCUGAACCAAAGCCAUAUCCAGAGCCUAAGCCUAAGACUAAGCCCGAACCCAUACCUCACCCCGAACCUAAACCAAAGCCUAAUCCUAAGCCUCAGCCCAAACCCGAACCUAAGCCUGAUCCUGUGCCUGAACCAAAACCCGAGCCAAAGCCAUAUCCAGAGUCAAAAUCAGAACCACAAGGAGCAUAAGCCGCCGCACAUACCGCCGGCGACCAAUCAGUGACAGCAAUCCACCGAGACCGAGCAUCUUCCUGGCUGCCGGAGCAGCCACUGACGACAUUACUUCGCCGGAGGCCGGAGAGAGCUAGCGAAUUUCCAUACUGUACCGUUUCAUGAAUAAAGUGACGAUCAGCUAGAUUUCUGAAUUUUUUUUCUCUCUCUUUUUUUAUGUGCCACUUAGCUAGUGUAAUUAAAUUAUUUCUUAUGUACCUACGAGGCUACGACAUUUUAGUACCGUGUAUUUCUGUGUGACAUUCUGUUGUCCAUCGGCACUCUUUUUCUA